GCGGCCGUCGCGGCCUAGUGGUUAUAAAAGGGCUGACGGGCUCCCUCUGCUGCCCAGUCGCGCCGCCAGCGGGCUGAGGGCACGGGGUGGGUAGCCGGAGCGAGCGCGGUCUUCUGUGGCUGCGGAGCGUGCCUUCCUCGCUGUCCACUCUCCAGGUGUGUGAACCUGUAAACUUUGUCUUCCAAGAUGAUUUGGUAUAUUGUACUUGUUGGGACACUACUUCCCAAGUCUUUGGCUCAUCCAGGAUUUUUUACUUCAAUUGGUCAGAUGACUGAUUUGAUUCAUACUGAGAAAGAUCUGGUGACUUCUUUAAAAGAUUAUAUUAAGGCAGAAGAGAACAAGUUAGAGCAAAUAAAGAAAUGGGCAGAGAAGUUAGAUCGGCUAACUAGCACAGCAACAAAAGAUCCAGAAGGGUUUGUUGGGCAUCCUGUAAAUGCAUUCAAAUUAAUGAAACGCCUCAACACUGAGUGGAGUGAAUUAGAGAAUCUGGUCCUCAAGGAUAUGUCAGAUGGCUUUAUCUCUAACCUAACCAUUCAGAGACAGUACUUCCCUAAUGAUGAAGACCAGGUUGGGGCAGCCAAAGCAUUACUGCGUCUCCAGGACACCUACAAUCUGGAUACAGAUACUAUCUCAAAGGGUAAUCUUCCAGGAGUAAAACACAAAUCUUUUCUAACAGCUGAAGACUGCUUUGAGUUGGGCAAAGUGGCCUACACAGAAGCAGAUUAUUACCAUACAGAACUGUGGAUGGAACAAGCACUGAGGCAGCUGGAUGAAGGCGAGGUUUCUACCGUGGAUAAAGUCUCUGUUCUAGAUUAUUUGAGCUAUGCUGUGUACCAACAGGGAGACCUGGAUAAGGCACUUUUGCUCACGAAGAAGCUUCUUGAAUUAGAUCCUGAACAUCAGAGAGCUAAUGGUAACUUAAAAUAUUUUGAAUAUAUAAUGGCUAAAGAAAAAGACACCAAUAAAUCUACUUCAGAUGGUCAGUUUGAUCAGAAAACCACACCAAAGAAAAAAGGGAUUGCUGUGGAUUAUCUACCAGAAAGACAGAAGUACGAAAUGCUGUGCCGUGGGGAGGGUAUCAAAAUGACUCCACGAAGACAAAAAAGACUGUUUUGCCGUUACCAUGAUGGAAACAGAAAUCCUAAAUUUAUUCUGGCUCCAGCCAAGCAGGAAGAUGAGUGGGACAAGCCCCGAAUUAUUCGCUUCCAUGAUAUUAUUUCUGAUGCAGAAAUUGAAAUUGUCAAAGAUCUAGCAAAACCAAGGCUGAGGCGAGCCACCAUUUCAAACCCAAUAACAGGAGACUUGGAGACGGUACAUUACAGAAUUAGCAAAAGUGCUUGGCUUUCUGGCUAUGAAAACCCUGUGGUGUCUCGAAUUAACAUGAGAAUACAAGAUCUAACAGGACUAGAUGUUUCCACAGCAGAAGAAUUACAGGUAGCAAAUUAUGGAGUUGGAGGACAGUAUGAACCCCACUUUGACUUUGCACGGAAAGAUGAGCCAGAUGCUUUCAGAGAGCUUGGGACAGGCAAUAGAAUUGCUACAUGGCUAUUUUAUAUGAGUGAUGUGUCUGCAGGAGGAGCUACUGUUUUUCCUGAAGUAGGAGCUAGUGUUUGGCCAAAAAAAGGAACUGCUGUUUUCUGGUACAAUUUAUUUGCCAGCGGAGAAGGAGAUUAUAGUACACGGCAUGCAGCCUGUCCGGUGCUAGUUGGAAACAAAUGGGUAUCCAACAAAUGGCUCCAUGAACGUGGACAAGAAUUUCGAAGACCAUGCACCUUGUCAGAAUUGGAAUGACAAACCAGCUUUCCUCCCUCUCCUGUUGUACUCGAAUGUCUGACACAGUUCCUAGUCCUAUCGAAACUUUGAGUUUACAAUUGACUAACACUCCAUGAUUGAUUCAGUCAUGAACCUCAUCCCAUAUUUCAUCUGUGGACAGUUUGUUUAAAAAUAACCCUUUCUUUAAAAUAACCCCAAAACACCAUGUGGUAUCACAGGAGAUAAGGCAGAGCUAAAAAUGAGGAUUUUUUCCCCCCCAACAGUAGAGAUUGAACCCAAGGCCUUAUACUUGCUAGGCAAGUGAUCUACCACUUGAGCUUAUGCCCCCUAGCCCAGGAAUUUUUAAUUAUGUACUACAUUUUAAAGAACUUUUGAUUGGAUGAAAAAUACAAUUUAAGUAUUCAGUUUUAGUAUUCCAGUACAUGUUGGUGGGUGGUAAGCCAGUAUGGACUGUGAUAGCUCUAUUACAGUGUUGCCUAGGGGUUCUGCUAGCCUGGACUUCUCAGUUUAAUUUUCUAUAUCUGCAUGAACACUAAUAAUCCAAACUGAAAUCUGGUCCUAGAUUAGAUUGUGACCCCUCUAUUCACAAUUAUUCUAGAUUGAUUUUUUUUCCCCUCUUAAUUAGAAAAUAUUAUUUUUGCCAUUCAUUUCUCAUGUAUCCUCUGUGGUGAAUUAAAUGUGUUUGAAAGUACUUCAAUUAAAAACAUUUUUAACAGAAAGCCCUGCUUUAACAGCACUAGGUCUUUCUAACUAAGCUUGUUAUUUGGUCUGCUUCACCUUUUUCUCAAGUGCCAGUACCUACUCCUGCUACAGCAGAUGGUGUGAUUGGCCUUCUAAUAAAUAAAUAUUGUGCCUUAGGAGACUGGAAGUUUGAAAAUGUAUAAGGUCUUUUUCAAUGAUGAGGGAAAUGAUUUUUAAAAAGUAAUCUUAAAAGCCAAAAUGUUCCUUUUCUAAAAAUUCUGAAAUGUGUUAUGACAACAAUGACGUAUUUAUGAUCUUAAAUCUUUUUU
Molecule: messenger RNA, 2783 nt
Organism: Dipodomys spectabilis (banner-tailed kangaroo rat)
Lineage: Eukaryota; Metazoa; Chordata; Mammalia; Rodentia; Heteromyidae
Gene: P4ha1
Product: prolyl 4-hydroxylase subunit alpha 1
Exons: 15
Coding region: 187-1791 (534 amino acids)
Biological process (GO): peptidyl-proline hydroxylation to 4-hydroxy-L-proline
Cellular component (GO): endoplasmic reticulum
Molecular function (GO): iron ion binding; L-ascorbic acid binding; procollagen-proline 4-dioxygenase activity
Source: RefSeq, a predicted model, not a curated record